CUGGAGGAAUCGCAACACCCCUUGUUUAUGGCCAACUUCUAGCUUUGUACCUGCUGCAUAAUGACAUGAAUAACGCACGAUAUCUCUGGAAAAGAAUUCCUCCUGCUAUCAAAUCUGCAAAUGCGGAACUUGGUGCAGUUUGGUCAGUAGGACAAAGAAUCUGGCAGAGAGACUUUCCGGGAAUCUAUACAACUAUCGGUGCGCAUCAGUGGUCUGAGACUAUUCAACCCAUCAUGGAAGCACUUAGAGAUGCAACUAGGAGACGAGCCUUUGGACUGGUUUCUCAGGCAUAUACGUCAAUAGUUGCAGAUGAUUUCGCAGCCUUUGUCGGGCUUCCUGUAGAAGAAGCUGUGAAAGGUGUAUUAGAACAGGGCUGGCAAGCAGACUUUUCAACUCGUAUGGUAGUGCCUAAAAAGCCAGGUGUGCUGGAAGCUUCCUUUAACAGAUUUAUCCCUUCAUCAGAACCUGCUCCUGUUCCACCAAUUCCAAACGAACAGCAGUUGGCCAGACUGACUGACUAUGUGGCUUUCCUUGAAAAUUGAUUACCUUGCUCCUGUAUUCAGAACAACUUGGGAAUCCUGUGUGCUGACAAUUCUAGAAAUCUAAGAUUUAU
Eurypyga helias (sunbittern) is the source of this 613-nucleotide messenger RNA. It is a transcript of the gene COPS8, whose product is annotated as COP9 signalosome subunit 8. The record is from RefSeq and is a predicted model, not a curated record. Gene Ontology annotation, biological process: COP9 signalosome assembly; protein deneddylation. Bases 66 to 542 code for a protein of 158 amino acids. Lineage: Eukaryota; Metazoa; Chordata; Aves; Eurypygiformes; Eurypygidae. Gene Ontology annotation, cellular component: COP9 signalosome. The transcript is spliced from 7 exons.